This is a messenger RNA of Purpureocillium takamizusanense, 1290 nucleotides long. RefSeq lists its product as uncharacterized. The coding region runs from base 1 to 1290 and encodes 429 amino acids. The transcript has a single exon. The record is from RefSeq and is a predicted model, not a curated record. NCBI's taxonomy places the organism in Eukaryota, Fungi, Ascomycota, Sordariomycetes, Hypocreales, Ophiocordycipitaceae.
AUGGCCCCCUUGACGGAAGAAAACCUGGCACGGUUAUGCGGUGAGGCCAAGGCUGAACGCGGGGCGCGCGACGUGGACCUCACAACCCUCGCCACAACCCUUACACACAGCUCAGAUCCAGGUGACGGCCUCUGGACGGGGACAGGCUUGGGUCUACAGCUUGGGCAGCUGUGGCGAAGACAGCGCAUGCGAUCAUAUCCAGCAUGGCAGUUUGAGGAGCAAUGCCGCCGCGAACACGCGUGGCUCCUCAAGGUACAAUAUCAAACGUCGGACCAGACAGGCUGCACGACGGACAAGGUCUGGACGAUGGCUCGACGGUCGAUCAGGACGCGCUGGGCGGAGCAAGGCAUCUGGAAGUCCGAGUGGGACUCGAUCGGCACGCCCUUUGGGCCCUGGGCCCACGAAACGUCCAUGUCGCGGGGCCCCAGAGCAACGGGAUCCCUCGCGGCGGACGCUGGAGGUGACGUUGUAGGCGGCCCUGGUCAGUCCCGACGGCCUUCACAGGAGCUCGGUGCGAGCGCGCAGGACAGCUCCCACGGCCCGCGCAGCAUGUGGCGAGACGACAUGACGGAACCGUCUCGACCUCUACCUCAGUUCGAGGCUCAGGUACGGCAACGUUGCGAGCGGGCGCGAUGGCAGAGUUCGCCGGCGGGAGCUCGGACGGCAGGCCAUCAUGAGAGUUAUACCGAGGCAUGCGAAGCCGUGCGUCGCGACUGGACUCGUCAGGGCAUCUGGAGGAGGGCAUGGGGCUCCGCGCCGUGUCCCUCGGCGACUUGGAAGCACGAGCACCCGGUGGCAGAGAUCUUGGCCGAGGAGAUGGUCGCGUCUGGCACGGGCCCAGGCUCGGUUUGCUUGCGACGACAACAGCUGCGGCCAGAUGCCACUCACUCCCAGACAAGAUUGCGUUGUGAGCCGAAUGAAGCCGGAUCCAGGCAGCGCGACAGCAUGGAGGCCGAGAGCCGGCCGCCGUUCACGGUUCCUGAGCCACGUACCAGCGCUGCGACAUCGAAUGACGACUCCCAUCAGGUUUCGACGCGGCCCUCGGAAGCCGCCACGGGCCCCACGGACUUGGUUGACUCCUUUUCGGGGAAGAGCAACGCGAUACACAAGUGGCUGGCAAACAUCCCCGAAACGGGUGCCGCCGUCGAGGAGCACCCUCGGGUCGGUGCAAUAUCACCCGGGAAGAAGAGGCUCAAGACCAAGAAGCCUAGGUUUCGCGCAGGGCCGUCGUCUUCAUGGUUCUGGCGAGAGAGAUGGAGGGCAACCGGCAAUCUGGGGGCGGGCUACUAA